GAAAUGGUCAAAACAAAGACCAAACUUCAAUCUGAAAUAUUUCGCCUUGAAAAACUCAUAAAGGCUCUUCAGUACAGUCUCGGGAGGCUCAAAUGUGUGGUUCCUACAUAUGAAUCUCUAUUUGCACCCGUUCGGCGUCUACCAUUCGAGGUUCUUCAGGAAAUAUUCGAACAGACUCUCUAUUCCAGUCUUAAUGACAUGUUCCCGUCGUCAGACAUAAACAAGACUGUAACACUUACUCCCAUCCGACUAGCAUCUGUGUGCUUGUACUGGCGGGGGAUAUGCCUCGCAUCCCCCAGUUUAUGG
Molecule: messenger RNA, 306 nt
Organism: Guyanagaster necrorhizus
Lineage: Eukaryota; Fungi; Basidiomycota; Agaricomycetes; Agaricales; Physalacriaceae
Exons: 1
Source: RefSeq, a predicted model, not a curated record